Molecule: messenger RNA, 7150 nt
Organism: Gryllus bimaculatus (two-spotted cricket)
Lineage: Eukaryota; Metazoa; Arthropoda; Insecta; Orthoptera; Gryllidae
Source: the annotation of a GenBank genome assembly
AAAAGAGGGCACAGUGAUGAGAAAGCGCAAAGCAACAGUCUCAUGUCCUACGUCAGUAAUUCCAAUUCCUGCCUGAAGAGGACACUUUGUUGAAAACAACAACUAUGGAGGGUUCAAUAUUUUAAGUGUUGCCCGUGUAUUGCGCAUGAAUGUGCUGAGGGAGAAAUAUAUACGAAUACUAUUUUUGAAGUAGUUUUAAUUGGGACAAAUAUUUGUACGUGACCGAAGUUGUAAAUGUAAGUUUUCUCGAAAGAGAUGGUGGACACAAUCUUGAAUCUCAGUUCAGCCUUGAACCUGCCCGUCAUUCACAACCACAUUAUUUAACCUGUGGCCUUAGCAAUUAUUGUGUUAUUUUCUUUUAGUAGUGGCGUGAUCGUGGAGUAUUUUUACAGAAAAUCACUAUAUUGUGGUUGUGAACAAUUUACAUAUUUCCUGCUGUGUAAAACUGAUUUAUUUUUAUUUGAUUUUGUGAAGUGUGUUGAUAACUUAUUUUACUGACCUACACAGUAUAUACUAUAACAAGACAAGAGCUUUCUGCUGUUCAAAGGUUGUAUCACUUGUCUAUGAUAAGACUGGAAUAUUGAAGUGCUUUGAACAGUUAUUAAGAAACAACAUGAGUGUAACGAUUUAGUGGAGAGGAAGUGUGUAGUCUCUUAGAUUAUUUGUUGUAUUGUGUCAGAUACAUUCUAAAUGGAGGGUCUUGUGACUCAAAUUAAGCGAUCACCUGUUUCUCGUCUUAUGCUUGCUAUAACCUUUCUUGUGUCCGGUGUCAUUAUCAACUUGAUACAGUGUAUUCUAUAUUUUGGUGUCCGGCCAUUCAGCAAAUUCCUUUUCCGGAAGAUCAAUUAUUAUUUAGCAUAUUCACUAUAUUGCCAGUUGGUGUUCUUAGCAGAGUGGUGGGGAGAUACUGAUUUAUUAUUAUAUAUUGAUAAAGAUGAUUUUGAAAAAUAUUAUGGGAAAGAACAUGGUUACCUUAUUAUGAAUCACAGGUAUGAAACUGAUUGGCUGGUUGGAUGGCUCUUGUGUGAACGUGUAAAGCUACUAGGGAAUUGCAAAACAUACGCAAAAAAGUCUAUUCAAUAUGUACCUACCAUGGGGUGGGCGUGGCGACUUGGUGAAAGUGUAUUUUUGGAACGUAGCUGGGAGAAAGACAAAGAGACUAUAGGAAGACAAAUUCGGGAAUUAGUAGAAUAUCCUGACAGUAUGUGGCUUCUUUUGAUGGCAGAAGGUACACGUUUCACCCAAGAAAAGCAUACUGCAAGCCAGCAUUUCGCACAAGAAAAGGGCUUGCCUGAUUUAAAGCAUCACCUGACUCCUCGAACGAGAGGAUUUACCUACAGCUUACCAUAUUUGAGAGGAAAAGUUGGUGCUGUCUAUGAUGUUCAGCUGAACUUCAAAAAAGACAUAGGUCCUACUGUGAUGGAUUACUUAUUAGGAAAGAAAAUUGAAGGCCAUAUGUUUAUGGAACGAAUCCCUCUCACUGAAGUUCCAGAAGAUGAAGAAAAAGCUGCUGAGUGGCUUCAUCAGUUGUAUCAGAGAAAGGAUCGCUUGACGGAUAGCUUUUUCCGCACAGGUGAUUUUUUUGCAGAAAGUGGAGUUAGACGCAUAGUACCAUUCCGUUUGCGUCGCCGUUAUUUCAGUCUACUAAAUACUGCUUGUUGGGCUAUAGCAGUGUUGGUACCAAUGAUGUACUGUUUGAUAUGCCUUCUUACUUCUGGGUCAACGUUAUACUUUUCUAUUGGUGCUGGAAUUAUUGCUAUAUUUUUUCUGCUCCUGUACAAGAUGAUUGGUAUGACAAAAAUCAGCAAGGCAUCUUCAUAUGGCAAAACUGCUUCAACACCUACUACUGACAAUGGGAACACUCUUAAGAAGACUGAUUGAGGAAAAUUCCACCUGUUAUUGAAUGCCAAUGAGUACUGUUUUUGUUGUGUUAGCAACCAGUCAACUGCCAAUAUUUACUGUUAUUGGGUAUUGUGGUUUAUGUGUGGAUGUGUCUAAAUGUGUCUUUUGAGUAUGUUAUCUCAUGAAUAGAGUGAAAUGUUACUGUAAUUAUGACCAUAAAUGCAAUUUAUCUAUCGAUAUAUCUCCUCUGCAAUAAAAUGUGAGUACUGUAUUACAAUAUGGUUUUUUUGGUUUUUUUCCAGAAGUUUGUGAUUGUUGUUCACUAUUCUUUCGAAGCCUAAUAGGAAAUAUUGAAUAUAUACAAAGAAAAUAUCGUGGCAUUGAGAUAAUUUUCAUUUUUUCAUUCACUAAAAUUCAUGGAUGGAUGUAUUUUGAAAUUGUAAGCAUUUUUAAACAAAUUAUAUGAUAUGUUAUUUUUAUAUUUAGGUAUGAACAGUACAGUUUUCAAAACUUCCUUUACAGGUUAGACAGGCAUUGUAUUAGCCAGAGUGUUCUUGUUCAAUUUAUUGCUAAUAUUUGGUAAUAAUUAUAAGAAAAAAAACAUCAUACGUAAUCUGAUUGAUUUCUCUUUAUAAUAUUAUUUCUUUGUUAAAUUUGACUUGUAUGAAAGAAUCCGCUCGUAGACAAGCAGAGGGUAAACGAAGAAAAUACAGAAGUUACAAAAAAGGAUAUUAAUGGUUAAUAUCAUGUCCCUUCAUAUCAGUCUAUUUGUUAUAUUCUGUUCUUGUAGCUUUUCUGUUGUUUUUAUUCAUUUCAGUAAAAUAGAGAAGAAUUUUUUGUCCUUUCUGUUUUUGGGAAAAUACUCAUUGAAGUAAAAUGAUCUUAUAUUAAUUUGUUUCUCCUCUUUUAAUUUCUUUAUAUUUUGAGGUACUCGAAAUGUAAUUUUAUGGGCCUAUUUUAAAAGCUCCACAAUGUCUUCUUAAUUGACAAGAAUUAUAAUUAUUUUCCUAACACUCUUUAUAUAUUUUUGUUUUGUGUUCAUAGCUGUGUGUCUAAUCAAUCUGAUUUAGAAAGGUCCAAAAACAUGUUGAAUGCUUAACAGCCACAUUGUAUUUAGGAUCCUGUUAUUUAAAAUGCAGGAAAGUGAUUCAUAACAUGAAUGUAUUUAUAAUGAUGCUUAGUAGCUUCUUUCACAUAUUUUCAGUAUAAUAUUUGACACAUUUGGUGUCUUCAAAUCAAGAAUCAAUGUGACUAAUAUAUUUUACUACAGUCAAUACAUCUUUUGAUCAAAUAAUUUCAUUAUCAUCAACUCUUGAACUCUGUGAAUGUAAUUAUAAAAGAUUCUACCAAAACUAAAUUGUUCUUUGGUUUUAAUGUUUCUACACUGGGUGCUGGUAUAAUUUUUUGGUUGUAGAAAAUAUAAAUUGCUAGAGUAUAAAAACACAUGUAAAUGAUUAAUUAUGUUAUUUAGUUAUUUUCUGUAUUUUUAUAUAAAAUAUAAGGGUUCAGGAAUAUAAAAAUUUGCACCAACACUUUGUUAAUUUACCAUUUUUUGAGGUGGUUUAUCUAUCUUAAAUUGGUAUUCUGGGAAAAAUAUAUGGACAUCAUAUGUAUUUACAUAAUGUUUAACAAUCAUGAGGUUCAUGGAGAUAGCAAUGCAAUGACGAAAAAGACUAAAUUCUACCUGUUGCCAAAGUGAUAAUUGAGGUUUAAUAGUAACUUGCCAUUACACUGGUUCUGUUCAAUAAUCUGACGAGGCUAAGUGUUUAAGCACUUGAAGUUACGUUGCUUCUGUGAAAAACUUCUUUGCAAGUCUUCUGUUUUAAUAUCAAUGAAAGAAUAAUCCUACCUCUAAUUACUUACACAGCUAUUUAUGAAAUGUAAACUCUGUAACAGAAUAAAAAAAAUCAUCUGUACUUUCUAUAGAGUUUUAAUUUUAAAUGUGCUUCUGAUGGCCAAAUGAUGAAAUGUGGCUAAAAAUGCUAACUUCAUGAAAUGAACUGUUUGUUAUUAAAUUCUUGGGUUACUUUGUAUUAUUUACCAGCCUGCUUGGUUUCAUUGGAAGGUGAUGCUUGUUGAAGACACAUUUAAAUAUCUUUAAUUUAAAAAUUAUCUUGGGAGACCACAAUUUUGAUAAGUUAUUCACUGAAGGUCAUUGGAAAUAACAACAAAAUGUAUUACUACUGUGUUCAGAAUAAAAGAUAAAUUGUGAUUUUAACAAGAUCACAGGAAUUAUUUCAUCAGAAUUGAACAUACGUUUUGAAAGAAAAAGAAGGGAACUAGAAAUGAUGUGAUGAACAUCCAGGAAUUGAAUUUAUUGCAUUUAUCAUCUUUUUAACCAUGAAAGAAAGAAUUGAUAUGAUAAUCUAAACGAUUCAUUGCUACCUGAACAAACUGUUAUUACAAAAACAGUGUAUUAUGUUAAGUAUAAUAAACAGAAAAAUAUAUUAUGUCUCAAAGCAACAUUUAUGGUUAACUUUGUACUGAAUUGAAAAGUUUAAUUAUUUAUAUUAUCUAAUACAAAGGAGUUUUGUUUUGAUAUACAUGGAAUAUGUUAUUCAUAAAAUUUUCACAUUUUAUGUCUUUAUAACUCAAUUAUUUUGUUUAAAAAAAUUAAUUUGAAAAAGUCAAAUUCAUAUUUUAGUUUUUGCCAGUGACAUUUAUUUUGUGUAUUUAUCUUGUAGGGAAAUAACGUCUAGAUUAAGGUUGUCAGGAAUUGACAUUCAAGCAGGUUUGAGGAUAAAAUGAUCCUUUUUUUUGUUCUUGUUAUCCUUCUAAUUUAUUAAGUAUUCAUUUCUGAAUGAAUAUCAAAAAUGUAAAAUAUUUAAAAAAAAGUGUGUGAAUCUCUGGUGGAAGAAUUUUAUUGUUAACGAUAUUAAUGUAAGUUCAUGUUGUAAAUUAAUUUUGUUUAGCAGGUGUGUACUUAACUGUACAUUUGUGUGAAUUGUGUAGUUCAUUAUCCAAGUGAUAUUAAUCUUGUUAAUAGUACCAAUCCAAAUUGAAAACCUGCCUAUCAAAUUUUACACUUGAAUAUUUUGUUGUAAAAUUGCUUGGAAUAAUAAAAUGCUGUUAAAAAUUGCUAGUUAUACUCAUAAGUAGUGUAAAAUAUCAAUGAAAAUUUGUUUGCAUUUGUUUCAAUCUGUAUUGAAUUUCUAAAAUUUAAAACAUGGAUUAAAAGAUGAACACAAAUAUUUUGUUUUUGGUAAGAAUGCAAAUGAGAUGCUGUUUAUUCAGAUGUUGAUUUAUGUUUUCAAUGUAUUGUUAUUAAUAUUUUACAAUAACAGUAAUGUAAUUUGUAAUAGGUACAGAACGAUUUUAGAAUGAUAUUUAGACAUUAAUGACAUUAGUUUCAUAAUUCUUUCUGCUUCAUAUUCUUUGCAUUCUCUGAAAGCGUGAACAUGUUUUGGAAAUUCUUGACUGUAAAUAGUACAAAAUUGCCGUGAUAAAUAUCCAGAACUUUUCUUUCAUAUUGCUCAUAAAAUUGAUCUUAAUUGAACAAUGUAAGUACUGAUAAAAUACGCAUGUCAGAUCAAAGCAGUAGCAAUCCAGUUGACACAAAAUAUGAAGAUGAUUAAAUUUUCCAGUACACUAAUGUUAAGUAUGCUCUUGUUCAUUUUGUCUUAUUUAAAAUGUUUUCUUGUAAGCUACUGCAAAUAUUUUUGUAUAUGUAUAUAAAACAGAUAAAUCUAUUUUUCAUAUUUAGCUCAGCAAUGUCAAUAAAUGAUGUAAUAAUAUAACAAUAUUAAUUUUUCAUGGAUAUUAUCUCCUUGGUACUUUUUUAUGUCCUCUAAGAGCACAAAGAAGUUUGUAUUGAGAAGGAUCUUGGUCUUCAUUUCCACUGGAAUUGGAUGUAUUGGAAUAGGAAUUGGUAGUUGUUUCAAAUUCUUAUCUAAGUAUGUAUAAUUUAACCUUUUUUCAUCUGAACUGAAUUGAAAUCACAUGGCUUAAUUACGAGAACCAUUGAAAAUCCAUUUUCGUUUUAACAUUUAAAAACACUUAGCAUAGGCAUUAAAAAGGCAUGCCAAGAUACAACAUAGUCAUCAAAGCACAUUUAAGGUACCGUUUUAAUUGCUAUCAGAUAUUCAUUUCAUUCAGUGAGUAUAUGUUUUAAGUCUACUUUCUAAUUUCUCAAAUUUAAAUUGAAGUUUGAUUAGACAUGUUUUACAAGAUUUUGUGUGUCAACAUUUUUCUGAUAUGAUUUUUCAAAAUUUUUAAUUGACAGAAACACACCAAUUUACAAUGACCUGUAAUAUUUUCAUUAAAAAAAUUAAGGUUGAUCUCUACUUAUAAUAGUUAUUACUACACCACAGAUAAUAAUUGUAUGAAAUGUGUAUCUUGAUGUUUCUGUCUUCUGUAGAGAUGGCCUUUGCUGUUUUCUGACAUUUUGUAAAUAUGUUGAGUGUAAGGAGUCUUCAUCACGCAAAAUAAGUAAAUGCAAUAUGCCAUUCUGAGCUUUGUGUAUAAUUGUUUUUUUAAUAGGAAUGCACAGAAUGAUAACUGUUUAUGAUGCAUGCAAUCAUUGUUAACUUGACAAUAGGAUAUUAGUAUUUCUAGAAGCAAAGAGUAUUUUUGUUUCUUGAAUUCCAUGGGCACAAUGAGUUAGCACAGAAUUUCAGUGUAAAUUUGGUGUUCAUGAAGUGGGAGUAUUUGCAUUUGAAACAUUGCUUAAAUUAUAAAAAUUUCUGUUAUCUGCAAUGAAAAGUUUUGAAAGUUUAGUAGUAACCUUAAAAGAAUUUACAAUCAUAAAUAUUCUUUGGACAAAUAUGUAUUUUUGCUAUGUAACAGAGUGCAAAUAUUUCAAGAUGGAAUUGUUGUGUGUUCAUGAAAUGUAAUAGCACAAUUUCAUAUUUUAAAAGCCUCUUUCUCCUACAAAAGAUUUAUUCUGUAAUUUGUUGCACUUAAUAUUGUGUUGUCUUAAAACGAUAAAAUAUAUAUAAAGCUAUGUUAUUAAAAUAUUUUGUAAAAAUCCAUAACACAAAUUUGUGACUUUAUUGGAACCUUUUUUUUUUUGUAUUGAACUAUUGAUUCAAGUCAUCUUAUUUGUUCCUAUUGAACUAGAUGGGUUUUGUUAGGUGCAGUAUAUUAAAGAGAAACUAUGAUCUCUCAGAAGAGAGAUGAUCUGAAGUUUUUUAUUUGAAUGAAAAAGCAAAAAGGUUGUUUAUUUUAUUUCAGGGUAAUUCAGCAUUGAAGAAUGUGAUGAAAUAAAAUUUUUAAAUGUUGAAAACCUAUGAAUUAUUUCUCACAUUAAUUUUUAAUAUUUUUAAAAUAUCAUGUUUUCAAUUUAUGAAAUCCUAUUUUGGCUUUCCUG